This is a messenger RNA of Micropterus salmoides (largemouth bass), 7282 nucleotides long. Its product is annotated as mitogen-activated protein kinase kinase kinase kinase 3-like. Gene Ontology annotation, molecular function: ATP binding; MAP kinase kinase kinase kinase activity. Lineage: Eukaryota; Metazoa; Chordata; Actinopteri; Centrarchiformes; Centrarchidae. The record is from RefSeq and is a predicted model, not a curated record. Gene Ontology annotation, biological process: protein phosphorylation. The transcript has 35 exons. The coding region runs from base 128 to 3121 and encodes 997 amino acids.
AUGUUGGAGCUACAUCGGACUCGGGCUGGUAUUUUCUGACGCCGUAUGUUUUUCUUAAAAUAUCUGUUCUCACACAUUGUUGGGGCUCGUCAAUCGUGCGCGAUCGGCGCCGUAAUCGGCAGUGGAAAUGAUGAACUCCAGUGUCGACCUGUCCCGGCGGAAUCCGCAGGAGGAUUUCGAGCUGAUCCAGCGGAUAGGAAGCGGCACAUACGGAGAUGUGUACAAGGCUCGUAACGUAAACACAGGAGAGCUGGCGGCUAUCAAAGUCAUCAAACUGGAACCCGGUGAGGACUUUGCUGUCGUACAGCAGGAGAUUAUAAUGAUGAAGGACUGUAAACACUCCAACAUCGUAGCCUAUUUUGGCAGUUAUCUCCGGAGAGAUAAGUUAUGGAUCAGUAUGGAGUACUGUGGAGGAGGUUCUCUGCAGGAUAUUUAUCACGUAACCGGGCCUCUAUCAGAGUCACAGAUAGCCUACAUGUCACGGGAGACCCUGCAGGGUUUAUACUAUCUACACAAUAAAGGCAAAAUGCACAGAGACAUUAAGGGAGCCAACAUCCUCCUGACAGACAACGGCUAUGUUAAACUAGCUGACUUUGGUGUAUCGGCCCAGAUCACAGCAACUCUAGCCAAGAGAAAGUCAUUUAUUGGAACGCCAUACUGGAUGGCUCCAGAGGUAGCAGCAGUAGAGAGGAAAGGAGGUUACAACCAGCUGUGUGAUAUCUGGGCUGUGGGCAUUACUGCAAUAGAGCUGGCAGAAUUACAGCCACCCAUGUUUGAUCUGCACCCCAUGAGGGCUCUCUUCUUAAUGACCAAGAGUAAUUUCCAGCCUCCAAAGUUGAAAGAUAAAGUCAAGUGGACAAAUAACUUCCACCAUUUUGUCAAACUAGCCCUGACCAAGAACCCAAAGAAGAGGCCCACAGCUGAGAAGUUGUUGCAGCACCCUUUUGUGUCCCAGCCUCUCAGCAGGACGCUGGCAAUAGAGCUGCUGGACAAAGCCAACAACCCCGACCACAGCACCUACAAUGACUUCGAUGAUGAUGACCCUGAACCAGAGUCUCCGGUCUCUGUUCCUCAUCGUAUUCGUUCCACCAGCAGGAGCACAAGGGAGGGAAAGACGCUGUCAGAGAUUAACUUUGGUCAGGUGAAGUUUGAUCCUCCAUUGAGAAAAGAGACUGAACCUCAUCAUGAACCAUGUGAUUCUGAGCCCUAUCUGGACUGUGUUGAGGAGCACUACUAUACCGCGAGAUCUAAUCUGGACUUGCAGUUGGAGUACGGGCAUGAUUCAAGUCUACUGGGAGGAAAUAAGAGUCUUCUCAAAUCUGUGGAGGAGGAGCUAAAGCAGAGGGGCCAUAUGGCACACUUAGGGGAUGAUGAGGAUGAUGAUGAUGAUGGUGCAGAUGAUGAUGAAACUCACACUCAUAAAUCAAGCACUAUCAUGAGGCCAAAGGUCCCGCCACCGCUUCCUCCCAAGCCCAAGUCGAUCUGCUCGUCCCAACAGCAGCAGCAGCAGCAGCAGCAACUAAAACACGACGAUAGCCAAUCACACAGCGAGGACGACGGCGGAGGAGGAGGAGGGACCAUCAAACGCUGUCCAGUCCCAGAGACGCCGAGCCCCGCCAAGCCCGCCUCCAACGUUCCCCCGCGGCCCCCACCUCCGAAGCUGCCGCCCCACCGCCGCAGUAGUCUAGGUAACGAGAGCCCAAAGCGCACGGACGUCGAAAACUCUGCCCCAGAGGAUGAUGGGAGCUUUAGGCAUUUCUGGGAGUGGCUCCACACGCCUCACACAGACGAGGAGCUGGAGGAGGCGUGGGAGGUGCUGAAGGAGGUGAAAGAGGAGCAGGAAAAAGAGGAGGAGAAGGAAGAGAGUAAUGGGCUGAACUCUCCACACAGUGGCGAGAGGGAAGGUCCAUCAGACAGACAGUCCACGAUGCCCCCUAGUGUCCCUAUACGGAAAGACAGGAAGGACGUUCCGCCAAUCAGUAAUGGCCUUCCCCCUACACCCAAAGUCCAUAUGGGGGCAUGUUUCUCCAAGGUGUUCAACGGCUGUCCUUUGAAGAUCCACUGUGCCACUUCCUGGAUCAAUCCGGACACCAGAGACCAGUAUUUGAUAUUCGGAGCUGAAGAGGGAAUCUACACAUUAAACCUUAAUGAGCUGCAUGAGACCUCAAUGGAACAGCUCUUUCCUCGGCGGUGUACCUGGCUAUAUGUCAUGAACAAUUGUCUUCUUUCCAUAUCUGGAAAAGCCUCUCAGCUGUACUCCCAUAGUGUGAGCGGUCUGUUCGAACAGGCCCGACAGUUACAGAAGUUACCAGUAGCCAUUCCCACACACAAGCUGCCUGAUAAGAUGAUUCCCAGGAAGUUUGCGGUGUCCAAUAAAAUUCCAGACACUAAAGGGUGCCAAAAGUGCUGCGUAGUUCGUAACCCGUACACAGGCCAUAAGUACCUGUGUGGAGCCUUUCAGUCCAGUGUCAUGCUGUUGGAGUGGGUGGAGCCCAUGCAGAAGUUCAUGCUCAUCAAGAACAUCGACUUCCCGUUGCCGUGUCCGUUGGAGGUCUUUGAGAUGUUGGUGGUCCCGGAGCAGACCUACCCUCUGAUCUGUGUGGCGGUCAGUAAAGGUACUGAACUCAACCAGGUGGUCAGAUUCGGCACCGUCAACCCCAACUCUACCUCCUCCUGGUUCACAGAAGCAGACACACCACAGACUUGUGUGAUCCACGUCACUCAACUAGAGAGAGACACUAUACUUGUUUGCCUCGACAGGUGUAUAAAGAUAGUGAACCUCCAGGGGAGGUUGAAAUCCAGCAGGAAGUUGUCAGCGGAGCUCACUUUCAACUUCCAAAUUGAAUCCACAGUUUGUCUUCAAGACAGCGUACUGGCCUUCUGGAGGCAUGGUAUGCAGGGACGGAGUUUCAAGACCAAUGAGAUCACCCAGGAGAUCUCUGACAGCACACGCAUCUUCAGACUACUGGGAUCAGACAGACGUGACCACUGUAGAGAUCCAGAGGCCGAGGACAGAGGCCUCACUCUACCCAGGGUGGUGGUGCUGGAGAGCAGGCCCACAGACAACCCUACAGCCCACAGCAACCUCUACAUCCUGGCAGGCCAUGAAAACAGCUACUGAGACACACACACAAACACACGCGCACAUAAACACACUCUCUAAACAGCCUACCACUAAUGCAAACAUCAGAGCGAGCAACCGGGAGACACACUCAGCCAAACCCUAUCGCUAACCCACCCAACCUCCUGUCGGCCGUGAAACUGGGAGAUAAGCCGUUUGUGGGUGCAGAUGUGGAUUCCCAGUUGCAGACAUUCAAAAUGCACCGCAGUGUUACAUGUGUAUUAGCUAAGCGUGAUGUAGUAGGGCAGCAGGGUGUGGACCCAUUUCUGACGGGGCCAGGGUUAAAACCGCUGGUCUGGGGCCAGUAUGGGUUAAGUUAGCUGGGGAAUCUCCUCUCUGCACCUUACGAGAGCGACUUCAAUGCAGAAUCCUUCCUGAUACCAUCCCACCUUCCCACUGCAUACUGGGAAAACCGCAUCCAGCGCAGAAGUCUGACUUCAACACUACUUCUACUACUAGUUCUACACAUACAACUACUACUACUACUACUACUACUACUGCUACUUGCGCUAAAGCUUCACGGAAGAGCCAUCUUGCACAGAAAACCUUUCUCUCCUUCACCAUCCUUUCCUCUGUCUCCCUCUUCCUCUUUUUUUUUUUUUUUUUUUUUUUUUUUUAAACUACACCUUUAUUUAUUGUGGCAUGAUGUAACUUUAACAACCAGGAUGGCUUUCCUGUUUUAUUAGUUGUUUUUUUUAAAAAAGGAUUGAAAAAAAAGACUAAAUAGCUUCGCCACCUCUGCUAGCAUCGAAUUCCGAUACCCGUCACCACACCACACAAGUGCUUAAUUGACCUAUUUAAUUGUUGUAAAUAUAAAUGUAGUAUUUUUUUGACAGACGAACACUAAAAAAGACUGGUUAUGUAGAUAGGCGUGUGUAUAGUUGCCCUGUACAGCUGUGGAGACAAACGGAGAGAAAGACAGGCGUGGAGGAGUGACGGGGGCGGUAAAUUCACUUCCUAGUUCCCUGAUCAUGUGAGGAGAGUCGGGAAGCAAAGACCCCUGCCGUCUCCUCAGGUGGACAGCUUUAGUAAUCACAUAUUACUCGAAUAACAGUCUGGAGCUCAGGAUCGGACUGAGCAAACACGGGAAGCAGCACUGAUUGGUCAUUUUCCUUUUGCAUGCGUCACCAUCAAAUCUUCCUGCUCGUUUGCACCAUAGCAACAGUCAUCAGGGCAGCGGAGGUUAAAAGUUCUGUUCAUUUAAGUUUGUUUCUCAUGUUUUUUUUUUAUUUUUUUUAAUGCUAUUUUUAUCAGAAAGCUUUGUUUGUUUUUUUUUAAUGCCAUUUUUUAUUGAACCACUGGUGUUAAAAAUUUGCACAGAGAAAAAGGUAUUUGACAAACAAAUGUGAUGUCAUUAUAAUAUAUGAUGUGUGUAUGCACAGUGUGUGCGUGUGUGUGUGUGUGUGUGUGUGUGUGUGUGUGUGUGCGCGCACGUAGACAUAGAAUAUUCACAUACAAGUGCAUAAUUUACAGAUCUGGACUUUAACAAGUGACAGCUGUGUUUCUGCCAGAGGCCACACAGAUAUUAGAAAAACAAGAGAAAAAAAAGGAUUUUCACAGAAGGAAAAAUGGUUUAUAUUUAUCCAGUAAACCUGGUAUAUAUUAGCCGUUAGCCAUCUUUUCUGGCAUUAAAUUUAACUAAUGUGGAAUUCCACAUGGAUGGAGUAUAACCAUUGGCAGUUAAACCCUCCCAUAUGGUACUCCAAAGAGGAUAAAACACUAAGAAUCAUUUUAAAAUACUGCUUGAUCUAUAAAGCUAGGACACGAUCACAUUUUGGCCAGGUAAAAUGUAUUUACAGUCAAAUGAAGAGCCCAACUCCUGUUCAUAGCUGAGUUCUAUUCUACUAGCCUCCAAAACGAAAUGGAUUUGUGGGUAAAUGGGUGUGUACUACUAUGCUGGACACAUAAAAAAACAAUUAUGUUGUUAGCAUUUAACAUCUCUCAAGUCUUACACAGAAAAACGCGGUUACAGUGCCAUUCAAUGUUAACAUAAUUAUGUGUAUAUAAAGAACAAUUAAUGAAACACAUUGAAUGAUUAUUUCUAGUAGAACAGAAGUUAGCUGGCCCAAAAGUGGGGUGGGAAAUAACAUUUCCAAAUAUUUUAUUAAUUUUAGUCAUAUUUGGAGAACUUCAGCCUUCAAUGAUGUGACUUUUCACUACAUGCAUGUAAAUGUGCACUGUCGAGUCUACAUGUGGCAGUACACUACCAGUCUUUACAAGCUAUGACACUCGAUGGCUGCUUCAGAGAACACUUGUUCAGCUGAACUUAACUCAGAUACCAUCGCUAAAUGUCACAUUUUACAGAGCUGAAACAUUUGGGAUCAUUUUUCAAGCGCUUCCAAAUUUCUCGUUUAACAAAAAUGCUGUUUCUGUUGCCGUCUGUUGGCAAAUUUUCACCGCUCGACACCAAUCCCUAACCUAAAGUGACCCAAUAAUGCACUACAAUGGAGCGUUACAAAUACAGAAGAUUUAAAUAUUUGAUAUAUCAUCAAUGUGUAAAAACAAAGCUGAAGUCCAAUUGACACAAUAGGAAAGGCUAGAUAUGAAGUAAAUGGAAUAGACGUGUCGCUGAGUGUUACCAAGGUGGUUGUAAAGGGGGCAUGUAGCUGUGUUGGCAAUUUAAGAAAGUGAAUGUGAACAGCUUUCUGUUCCUCCUUGACCUCUUAUUACCCCCUUUGUAUAGUGAAAUUUGAUUUCCUUCCACCGCGCAGAAAGUGAAUAUGUCAUAAUCUAAACCUUCGUUACUUCACCCAACAUGUGUCCCUCCUAAAUUUCAGUGACACCAAUGUCCAUUCACACUAUUUCACUGUUUUUUCAUGGGGUUUAUUUGUUGAUAAAUUGAUCCUCUCUCUGGAUUCCAGCUCCUGAUGCUUUACUGCCCUGUUGUGGGGAAGUAGCUAUAACAGGUAUAGUGUAGUUGGAGCGCUUGAAUCCACUGUGAGGAUAUAAAUUAUUUGUCUUCUUUUUAUCGCCUGUGCGCGUUUUUCUUUCUUCUAUAAAAUACCCACAUAGUGCUGCACUGGGAAAAACCAUAUUUCAGAAAUAUCAAACAUACAAGCCAUUGAGACAAAAUGUAUCACACAUUCCUUUAAAUUAGGGCUCAGUUGAUGUCAAAGAACAUAUAUUUUACAUUUUUAAUGUAAUGCCAAAAUAUGUUGUUAAAAGGUUUAAUGGCCAAAUUUAGAUAGAUAGUCUACCUCGUGGUAUGUCCUAGAUGAAAAACACACCAACAUGUCUGAUUCAAAAGACAGCCAUCAACAGCUUAUAAGGUUAGUGUUACAUGUUCUCUGAGCCUCGUUAAAAUGUCUAUGUCCUCUCAGUUGAUGUUAAUAAAACCCUAAAGACAAAGUGAAUGAGACAUUUCUCUAAAGGUUACUCAAUGUUUUUUUUUAAGGCUUUCUUUGUUUCCUAAAACACCCAAUUUCUUUGAAUUUAUUUUGAAUUAUCAAGUUUUGUUAAUUCUCAGAUCUCAAACCCAAGAAUAAACUCUUCCUGUAUCAUAGCUGCUCAUCAUCUAAAAUUGUGGAAAGUAUGUAUUGAUUUAGUUGAAACAAAAAACACAAGCAGUCCUAAAAUCUCAUACCAUAUACUCCCAUUGGGUUCAUAUCUUUUAAUUUUGGGGGAGAAAAGUGUCCCUUUUGCCAAAUAAUGAAGUUAGUUUCUGUGGGAUUGAAUGAUGUGUCAAUGACUCCUAAUUUAUGCUGUCAUAUAGACACAUUUAAGUGAUAAUCCCUUAAAGCGGGUGCCAACAUUGGCCUUCUGUUGUAGGUUUUGCGUAAAUGAUAAAGUCUAUUUUAUAGCCUCAACUACUCCUGGGUCAAAUCACGUGUGGAAACAAUUCACAGGGAUUGUUUUAAGAUGAUGUGGGCUCCGGAUAUGUAGAUGUUUUUAAAUGGGACACCGAUGAGUUAUUUGUAAAAGCUGUGUGUAGCAGGUCUCCUCCCAAUAUAAAACAAAACACAAAAAGUCUACUCUGUUCUGUCGCUACUGCAUCAGCUUCUGUCUUUUGUUUUCAUAAUGCAAUGCACACAUUAUGAAAUGUAUAUACUGUAAAAUAAAAAUGGGUUUGUUUUACAUACUGUAUAAUUGCCUAUAUUUUGGUUCAGAAGUGUAACAGAUUUAUGAGAUGACAGGUUAACACAUUAAAAAGAAGGAACUCAA